Morchella importuna is the source of this 771-nucleotide messenger RNA. RefSeq lists its product as uncharacterized. The record is from RefSeq and is a predicted model, not a curated record. The transcript is spliced from 4 exons. Bases 1 to 771 code for a protein of 256 amino acids. NCBI's taxonomy places the organism in Eukaryota, Fungi, Ascomycota, Pezizomycetes, Pezizales, Morchellaceae.
AUGCUUUUCCAACGCACUUUUACCCAACUUUCACCUCUCGCUCUAAUAAUCUUGGGAGUGCAACUGGUUGCCUCACACUCAUGGCUCCAAUACAUCGAAGUCGAGCGUACCGGCGCUAUUGGGUAUCCUAGAAACUUCUUCGAACCCGACCCACAAGCCGACUUGCACCAUGUCAACUUGAUGGAGUCUAAUAAAUCCCUUAUCUGUAAUCAAUUUCAAAGGGAUGCCGUAAAUCUACCGGGAACACCCCGACUUAAAGCGUCCCCCGGAGACAGAGUAAUCGGAUGGCAUCGCGAGAAUGGGCAUACGACAGACCCAGUGUAUUCUGGGAAAGCUGGUAAAACGUAUUGGUACGGUACUUCGCAGCCGAGUAAGCAAACGACUCUGGGAGAUGUCAGGACAUGGACGCGCGAUGGCGGCCCCAAAGGUGCACUCGUUGGUAUUUCGAAGUUCGAUGACGGAGAAUGUGCGGAACCCAACCACACCAAAAUCUCCAAAGACAGGGGGGUCGGUGUAUAUGGUAAAAAUAAAAACUGCAGAGAUAGUGGUUUCGUGAUUCCUACAUAUGUAAAGGCUGGGACUACAUACUCGGUGUACUGGGUCUGGGACUACAGUGAAAAGUAUGGACCGGCCGUGGAUUCGGGUCACUUUGAGUUUUAUUCCCACUGCGUUGAUAUCGAUGUCAUUCCAGGAAUGGGCGAACCAAAGGUUCGUACUGUGCGUCGAUUCAAUGGCCCCUCGCGCGCUCGCGACCUUGAUUCUGAGGCUUAA